This is a messenger RNA of Esox lucius (northern pike), 6119 nucleotides long. RefSeq names its product family with sequence similarity 189 member B (gene entrep3). The coding region runs from base 1406 to 3616 and encodes 736 amino acids. The record is from RefSeq and is a predicted model, not a curated record. Gene Ontology annotation, cellular component: membrane. The transcript is spliced from 14 exons. NCBI's taxonomy places the organism in Eukaryota, Metazoa, Chordata, Actinopteri, Esociformes, Esocidae.
GUUUGAAAGAGUUUGCUAGGUUAGAUUACAGAUCCAUCUUUCCCGAAUACACCUCAGGUGCUAUAUUGUGAGACGUUUAAUUCAAUGAACUACAAAUGCUUGUCCUGAAACUACACUCCUCCAGGAGGCCGCGCAGUGCGUUAAUGUCCUAGCUGAUUGGCCAACUGCAGUAACCCAGGCAACUGCCCCUCCCACGCAGCAUCAGCAUCAUGACCGCGGGUUCUGCCGCAUUCUCCUCGCGCGUAUUCUUGCGUGCCUUGUCAUCAUAGUAUCACGACAGGUGUCGGUUUACAAACACAUUUCUUUCUUGCUUCUAAGAAUACAGUGCAGGGAGAAAGGAUUAAUGUGAAAGAGAAGAAUGAUCAUAAGGUAUUUUAAGGUGGAAACGAUUAAAUCUUUGGUGAAACUGCUACGGUUCUCGCGAGUCCGGGAUGGGAGCCACAUAUGUAAUGCUUCUGGAGGUGUGUGUGACGUAGAGUCCGAUGCAGUCACCGAGGUAAAAGUCCUGGGUAAACACGCACACACACGAGCAGAACGGAGGCCCGCGUGACUGCUGCAGGGAGGAGAGGAGAGUGGGGAUUCUGAGUGGUCCAUCCGCAAACUCAUACGGUGGAAAAAGAUGGAGCAAUAGCGAAUAAGAACAACACAAACCAACGGCGGUUCAAAAAAGAUGGACAUUCAUUUAUUUGCGUUCACUUCCUAAGGAUUAAAGAAGACAAAUUCCUUAACGCAAACGUUUUUCAGAAGACCGUCUUGUGUCUAAUAAAGAGCUAUAUCCCAUUCUUCGGACAGGUUCGGUGGUCGGACCUCCGUGAGGACAGGGCAACUCGUUCUUCGUUUAAAUGGUCUGUCCUCGUUACCUUGACAAGAUCCCGAAUCACUCGGUACCAGAUUAAUGUUGUUUCCCAUUUAUGCUGCGGUCCGAAGAAACGGGGGAUCAGACCCUUGAAGGGAGAUUCUACAGGACUGCGGCCUGCUCGGGGCUACCGUUACCGCAAUACUACGGGCCAUUCGAAGGGGAGUAGAUAUGAGAGAGAUGGAGGGAAAGGAACAGAGCAAGAGACCUGUUUGUCUUAAAUGCAUUCUUCUUAUCAAUAGCCAACUUAGGCCUAGGUAUUAUUUCCACUAAUCUGAAGUUUCAGAGUGGUCAACAGUACAUUACAUAUUUAAGUUUCUUUUAUAUGUGCUAUUGGUGUUUUCAGAUGCGAAGGAGUUUUUUGGCCAGUGCACUUUGGUACUCCAGCCAGAAUCAAAUCUUUUGGAUUGUGAAAGGGCUUUGGUUGUCAGGGCCAAAGGGACAAGGAGGGAUAUUUUUACAAAGCAACAAAUUAUUUUGUUCUCACUCUCUAUUACACACACACACACACACACAACACACAAAUACAACCCUCUCCAUACAACGACUAUGCCAUCACCCUCAGACUCCAGCAGUGUGAUGUCGGCCUCUGGGUCGCGAGGCUGGUCAGAUAGCCGUCGGGGAAUGUCUGGCCGUUCGCAGGGUGGGGCAAAGCUGCUGCUGUACCUGGGUCUCUGCCACCUGGGCCUGGGGGCCAUGGUCCUGGCUUUCUCCUUCACCAGCAUGGCCUUCACAUCUUCAGCCCGAGUCCGGCAGUCUUGUCCCUUUUGGGCCGGCUUCUUUGUUGUGGCAUCGGGGAUAGUUGGACUUAUCUCAUGGAGAAGACCACUAACUCUGGUGGUGUCCCUCUUCAUGCUGCUGUCUGCUGUUUGUGUUAUCCUCAGUCUUGCUGGAUCCAUGCUGUCCUGUCAGAAUGCACAGAUGGUCAAAUCCCUGCUGACCUGCCAGGUAGAGAACGGGUUGUGUGUGUGCUGUGCUCCGACACACUCCUGUUCUAUAAAUGAGGAGGAGACCCUGGUGCUUUACCUAAACGCAGACUGUCACUCAGUCAGACAUCAGCUCAAGGACCUGCUGUUCAGUGCCUGUGGUCUGAGUAUUCUCUCCACCAUCAUCUGUACUCUGUCCACUGUCACCUGCAGUAUCCACAUCUUCUCCUUGGACUUGGUGCACCUGCUUGCGCCCCAUCGUUCUCGCUCCGUCAACCCUGAAUGCACGACUCCUCAGGAUGCCUUCCUGACCAAUAUCAUGGACUUUGAAGAGUUUGUCCCCCCGAUUCCUCCGCCACCCUACUACCCUCCCGAAUACACCUGCAGCUCAGAGACAGACGCCCAGAGUAUCACCUAUAAUGGCUCAAUGGAGAGUCCCGUCCCACUCUACCCUACUGACUGUCCCCCUCCUUAUGAAUUAGUUAUGGGACAGAGAGCUGCCAGCCAGGCCACAGUGUUUGACGGCCACGGGAACGAGCAGCCUGGAGAGAGGGCCACGUUCACUGGUUUCAGCGGAGAGGUCUCCAUGGACAGUGGCUCUCUGUUGAUGUCGGAGAUUGUUGACAUUCCAGAUGACUCCUCCCCCUCAGAGGACUCCUGCCUGGUGGGGCUGGGGGUGAGGGCCAGGGGCGAGAGAGAAAGCACCGGGGGUGGGGAGGGGGGAGACGCUGGAGAAGGGGGGGAGUAUGUGAGCUUCCGUGGCCCCCCGCCCCAGGCCCCAGGGAGCCCCCUUGUGGGUCCAAUGGCCAGGCCAUGCUACAGGGGAGAAAGGUCCAACUCCUGCUCCUCCCCAACUACUGACACCGCUAUAUACAGGUCUCCAGUGUUGAGGCGCCAGGCCAUGUUGGCGAGUAGUUGUUCCCAGUUGGAGCUGCUAGGGGGCGCCACCUCUAACCAGAACUCUAUCCCAGAGAUACAAGUCCGACCCAGCACCCCUUUACGACGUGGCUCCGCCUCCAACACUGCAAAUCCUCCCAGUUUCUCAGCUGUCAAUCAGCAGGGUAACUGGGUGCCGCUCCCCCUGCGUCGCCGAGGUGCGGAGGGGGAGCGGCGGGGUAGUGAUUCACUUCUGCCUCUGGUGAGGUCACACAGCGAACCGGGCCUCAGCUCUUCCACUGACACAGGUGACUUCAGUGGCGGGUCAGUGGGUAGUAAAGGGGUGAGCGUGGAAGGCUCUCAGACCUCCACAGACACAGGUCCGUCCUCUGAGACGUGCCUGCUGCCCCGUUCUUCUCUGGUGGUGUCCUCAGCCCUCCCCAGGAAAGGCAGUGUAAAGGAAGCCGCCAUGGGGGGCACAUUGCCCCUAUCCAAAGGCCCCCCCAACUCACCCCGGCACCUGCCCAAAGACUGCCACCGCUCUCUUGGGGACCUCAAGGUUACGAGGGUCUUGGUGGCUCGCUUCCUGCAGCGCUCCAAACGGAACCUGCCGUCCGCCACAGAGCAUGCUGGGAACGUGGGACAGGGUCAGAAAAGGAGAGGCGGGACAGAGGGCAAUGGAGUCGGCCAUCUGCCCUUAGAGCAGGUGUUGUGGAACUCCUGGGGAUCAAGCCGAGGACCUCACCCGUCAAACCCUCCUCACCGCGGACACCAUCACUCUCAUAGCGACAGCCACCACAACCGCCGUCACAGCAACAGGCCCCCUGUGAUGGAGGGCAUCCACCUGCGCAGCUGCGGCGACUUAAGCUCCUCCUCCUCUGCGUCUCUAAGGCGGAUACUGACGGCCAACCCCCCGCACGGGUCAUCAGGGGCACUGUACACAGAGUCCGCACUGUGAGGGGGGGGGGGGGGGGGGAAGGGAGGGGGAAAGAGUAGAGAAUGGAGAAGAGGCGGCGUAACAGAGAUAUGCAGGGAGGAGAGACUUUGAGGGCGGUAGAAGGAGCUAGACAGGGCUGUUAACGUAUCCUGCCGGGCUGGGGACAGAGAGGAUUUCUGGACCUAUAAUGCGGCCUUGUUUCAACACUUUGAACAGCCUUCCUGCUUUCCUUAGAGCCCUCCUUGGCACCUGCGCCUGGCCUUAAACAGUGGUGCUUUCCUUUCCUGAACUUUAACCUCCUCCUGUAUUCAACCUUUCCAUUAGGCACUGAGUGAUCUGGUCUCACCCGAAUGGUUCAGAUCAGGAUGCUGGGAGUGUGGGUAAGUGGGUCUGGUGUCUAGGGAAACCUUUCUCUGGAGCUGUGAACAUCACUCUCACAUGAACCAUAUAUGCCCAUUCUACUACACACACACACACACAUGUUAGAUUGUGCUGCUCACUCUUUUUCAACCCUGAAAUGUAUUUUGAUCGAGUCCUGCUAUUUAACCGGAGUGACACUCCCUUUCAUUGAGCUGAUCUUUUUAACUUCCACUUGUAAAAUGAUUCAGCUUUUUUUCCUGAUGACACUGUAAAUGUAGGGUCACCCUCUGGAUCCGACUUUUAGCUGACCAUUUUUUCUCCAGAGUUGAGAUCACAAAGCUUCUGAGCAAGUGCAUAUCACAUCACGCACAUUUGUUCCCUUACCUUCACUUAAUCAAAAAAAAAGGUGUACUCCGUCCCUUCACAUUUCUUACUGUAAAUUAUGUUUUAAAAAAGUAAUGCAGAUAUACAGUGUUGUUUUUUAAUUAUAUACAGUAACCAGAUGGGUUUGACAAACUAUGUAUAUAGCCUACCUAUGUAUUUAAUUUAGUGGCACGUGCUGUUGAAUUAUGGCGCUGUACAGUUUUCUUUAAAUGUUAGACACAUUUUACACAGUUUUCAAUGUUCAGUUUGUCAUUUGUCUCUUGGCUACAAUGCCACGGAUAGCUCAGGAGAGGCAAUAAUCGAGACGUAUCUUCUCUGAUGCACAUUUUGCCGAUUCAUUUAGCUUCUUAUCACACUGCUUGCUCAGCGAGAAAGAAUUUGUCAGCACAAUACAGUGGAGGACAGCAACAAGAUCGAGCUUGCAGGUGCCUGACCUACUGCAGCAGAGACGAAGCAGCCCUUUCCAAUACAUCCCCCCAAAAAUGCCAUGCGGCAAUGAGACAGUUUGUGUUGCACUCUGCAGGACCCCCUGGUCUGACCUCCUGGCCAGAAUGCCACAGCUCUACUGUGAAGCAGAAACUCAGCACUACCACAUGCUGUUGAGGUUCUCGCAUCAGAAGAAAAUGCUGUGGUGUUUUUGUCUCACAGUAAACGUAAUAUGAUGCUAUUAUAUUCUGUUAUGUAAAAUACUAUUAUGUGAAUCUUAUAGACAUUUAUUGAGCUUUGACCACAUUUUAUUAAACAAGCCCACAUUGCAAUUAGAAUUUACAUGCGAAGAAGCUUCAGUCUUAACCUGUAGAAAGGUCAGGGAAAAGUCGGAUCUGCAGCCACUCAGUAAAAUGUACAGGGAAACAUGACACACAUUUAGUGAAAUGUGCCCACUGAUAGUGAAACUUAGUAGCCUGCUAGUGUUGCUGAAUGUUUUAUAAUCUCCCGAUUGUUUUCAUGGUUCAUUUUUCUGAGCUGAAUCAGCAUGUAAUUCUCAACACAUUCAUCUCCUUACUGCCUUCCGAGGAACUCAAACUGACCCACCAUCUACCCCAAACUCAAACUGACCCACCAUCUACCCCAAACUCAAACUGACCCACCAUCUACCCCAAACUCAAACUGACCCACCAUCUACCCCAAACUCAAACUGACCCACCAUCUACCCCAAACUCAAACUGACCCACCAUCUACCCCAAACUCAAACCUGACCCACCAUCUCAAAUCUAUAACCACCAUCUACCCAAACUCAAAACUGAGCCACCAUCUACCCCAAACUCAAAUCUAUAACAACCAUCUUCCCAAACUCAAAAGUGACCCACCAUCUACCCCAAAAUCAAAACUGAGCCACCAUCUACCCAAACUCAAAACUGAGCCACCAUAUACCCCAAACUCAAAUCUAUAACAACCAUCUUCCCAAACUCAAAAGUGACCCACCAUCUACCCCAAACUCAAAACUGAGCCACCAUCUACCCAAACUCAAAACUGAGCCACCAUAUACCCCAAACUCAAAACUCACCCACCAUCUACCCCAAACUCAAAACUGAGCCACCAUAUACCCCAAACUCAAAUCUAUAACAACCAUCUUCCCAAACUCAAAAGUGACCCACCAUCUACCCCAAACUCAAAACUGAGCCACCAUCUACCCAAACUCAAAACUGAGCCACCAUAUACCCUAAACUCAAAACUCACCCACCAUCUACCCCAAACUCAAAUCUACAACCCCAUCUGCCCACACUCAAAACUGAUUCACCAUCUACCCAAAAUUCAAAACUCACCCACCAUAUACCCCAAA